Messenger RNA from Rhopilema esculentum, 1742 nucleotides. RefSeq names its product soluble calcium-activated nucleotidase 1-like. The record is from RefSeq and is a predicted model, not a curated record. Gene Ontology annotation, biological process: proteoglycan biosynthetic process. NCBI's taxonomy places the organism in Eukaryota, Metazoa, Cnidaria, Scyphozoa, Rhizostomeae, Rhizostomatidae. Gene Ontology annotation, molecular function: UDP phosphatase activity; GDP phosphatase activity; calcium ion binding.
AUAAUAAUGUUGUCUUAUGCACAAUGAUCAAUGCAUUAUCUGAAAGUCCCUAGCCUUGGCCUGGAAUUCAGUCAGGUUUUUUGCUGGAUCCGCCUCUGUGUUCAGUCCAGCAAAACGAGUGCAGUUCAAUGAAUGGUGGUAAUAAAGUCACGCCCCCAAAAUUACAGUAUGGCCCAUCUUCGCAAAUGAGGCUGCUACAGGGAGUUGAGGUUACUGAAUCGUUGGCCUAAUCUUGUAACUUGCCAGCGUUUGUGUCACUAGUAAACCUUUGUAAGAAAGGAAAAUGUUAUUCUGUUUUUUUGUAUGUGAGAAUACUUCAGUUGUCCUCCCAAAGCAGGUUGGCUCUGUUCUGGAAUUGUGCAGAUUUUAUGUUAACUAGCUCAAAAAUUGAGAUGGAGGUUUUUAGUUACUUCAUGCCAAACGGCGUUUAUUGGCGAAACCGAGAUGUCAAGCAAGCCUUGUGUUACUUAUCGGUAAUAUGUCUUGUCAUGAUUGGAAUUUUCUUCUGCUUUUGGCCAAGCUCAUCUGCUACAAGUAAAGAGCACGUUAAAGUGCGAAUGGAAUCGAAUGACCGUGGUAACAGUUUGGAUAGGCCUGCUUGUGUCGCCCGAGAUGUUGCCCACGAAGCAGGGAUAGAAAACUGUGCUGACAACCACGAGGAGUUGUCGAAGCCGUUAGUUAGUCACAAGUGGAUCGAGUUUAAUAUUGCAAUCAUUUCUGAUUUGGAUGAAGACAAAUCUAAAGUUCCUGGGAAAAAGAGCACCUGGAGAAGUUUCUUCAAAAAAGGUGUUUUGAGAAAACAUUUUGAUGGAAAAUACUCUGUUGAAUGGAAAAAAGAGAAUACUGUACUAACAUCAAAAAUUUCAGAAAAAGGAAGGGGGCUAGAGCUGUCAGAACUUGCCAUGUUUCAUGGAAAACUAUAUACUGUUGAUGAUCGCACUGGAAUAGUGUACCAAAUAAAGGAUGGGAAAGUCAUUCAAUGGGUCAUAUUGCCUGAUGGUGAUGGCUCUGUUUCAAAAGGGUUCAAAGGAGAAUGGAUGACAGUUAAAGACAACACACUGUAUGUCGGUGGUCUUGGGAAGGAAUGGACAACGCCAACUGGAGAGCUUGUGAACUUUAACCCACAGUUUGUGAAAAGUAUUGGACCAUCUGGAGAUGUUGUCCAUCAUAACUGGAGAAAUGUUUAUGAAAGAGUCAAAACUGAACUAGGUAUUGUAAGUCCUGGCUAUGUUAUUCAUGAAGCUGUUACGUGGAGUAGUGCCAAGCGACGAUGGUUUUUCCUUCCAAGAAGAGCAAGUCAUGAGAAGUAUGAUGACCAAUCAGAUGAACGUAGAGCUACAAAUGUUUUGUUAUCUUGCAAUGAAAGCUUUGAGGAUUUCACUGUGGUCAAAAUAGGAGAAGUAAUCCCAACACAUGGCUUUUCAUCAUUUAAAUUUGUUCCAGGAACCAAUGACAAUAUAAUUGUUGCUUUGAGGAGCGUAGAAGAUGCAGGAAAUAUAAGCACAUAUAUUAUGGUUUUUAAAGUAGAUGGGACAAUUAUUUUGGAUGAAACAUUCAUCGACAAUGAUAAAUUUGAGGGAAUUGAGUUUUUAUAGAUUUCUUAUUGAAGGAAAGCAUGUGUCAAAAAUUUAUUUGUAAGUGAUGUUUUUGGUGAUAUAAAUCAUUGCAAAACUUGGAUAAGAAUAGAUUGAAAUUCUUCCAAUUUUCUUCAAAAGUUAUCCACUCUGCCCUUUCUUUAUUCA